This is a messenger RNA of Zygotorulaspora mrakii, 2265 nucleotides long. It is a transcript of the gene GYP7, whose product is annotated as GTPase-activating protein GYP7. Gene Ontology annotation, molecular function: GTPase activator activity. The coding region runs from base 1 to 2265 and encodes 754 amino acids. The record is from RefSeq and is a predicted model, not a curated record. NCBI's taxonomy places the organism in Eukaryota, Fungi, Ascomycota, Saccharomycetes, Saccharomycetales, Saccharomycetaceae. The transcript has a single exon. Gene Ontology annotation, biological process: activation of GTPase activity.
AUGUCUACCAAGCUGUUAUUCUGCAAAGCUAAAACCUUCAUUCAUCCUACUAAGCAGGCUGGUGACAAUGUUUCAGGGUUUCUAAUCAUUACAAGUAAGGAUGAUCUUUCCAAGCAAGAAUCAGUUUUGACGUGGAUUCCUGAAAGUGGAUUGAACAGGAAGCAGGCGAACUUUCUUAAUGCUGCAGAUGUAAGAUUCGGUGGUAGUGAAGGAAAUCUGGGCUCUUCCAAAAUGGACUCUUCCAUACUGAUUGAGGCGGUGGGGAUGCCAUGGUCAUUUUCAAUUACACUACGUUGCCUAUACUCGCUAGAGUUCAGACAACCAAGUCCAAAUGGCUGGUGGCAUGGAUCCAUAAUUCUGCAUUCCCGGUCACCUGAAGAGGAUGAUACCAUGCCGGUGCUAUUUUUUCAUGACGAUAUAUGCCCUUCGAGCAAAGAAAGAACCAAAAGACUAAAUAAGAGUUUUACUCCUUUCUCAGACUCUGGUGAAAUUUACUGGGGUGGAAUCGACUUCAGAAAUGCUAUUAGAAAAUUAGUUGAUUUGCAGAAAACGCAUGUUGAGCCGACAAUGUGGCUUGUUAAUGCUACCUUGGAUGAUUUGAGAAACUUUUCACCCCAGCAGCUAGAAAAGAAGGUGAAUUUGUCGAGGGAUGAGUUAGAUAAGAGUAAAUCAUCUUGGUGGGAUAGGCUAGAAUCUGCUAAGUGGGGUGUAAUGUCCGCUAUCGCAGAUGCAACAUCUAAAACUGGAACCUUUGUUGGAGGCUUGGUUAAACAGCAUCCAUUGGUUAAGCUUGCUGAACGGAAUAGUGAUAAUCCAUAUGUUAGAAAAAUGUUGGAAAAUCCAAGAGUUCAGGAGGUUCAGGAUGACUUUGAUUCUGCAAGGGUUUAUCUUGCCAAAUGGGCCCUAGGAGUAAAGCAGCAAGCUGAUAUGUACCAGAAAAAUCAUGAAAUUGAUAGUUUUUAUCGUAAGCUACUUAUCACUGAACUUAAUUUCGAUAGCAAGUCGGAUGUCCAAUUCACUGAAGAAGAAUUGAGCACAGCGUUGGAAAGGAAAUUUCCUGUCACUCAACAGAAAUGGGAAUCGUUUUUUGACUCACAGGGCAGGUUGUCGCUGACUGUAAAUGAAGUCAAGGAUUUCAUUUUUCAUGGCGGAGUACAGGACUUUGAUACACGAAAAGAAGUUUGGCUAUUUUUGCUAAAUGUUUAUCCAUGGGAUUCUUCGGCAGAUGAGCGAAUACAACUUACAUCUUUGAAAGAUUCUUACGAAAACGACUAUAAAAACAAAUGGUUGACUCGAGUGGAGCACGAAGACCCAUUUGAAGAAGAGUAUUGGCGUGACCAGCUGUGUAGGAUAGAAAAAGACGUCAGGAGAAACGAUCGUGACUUACCACUUUAUCAGUUCAAUACUGUAGAUGGAAGGUGCCCAGACCCUCAAGGAAAUCUACCCGAAACAGAUGAGAAUGGAGAUGAACAUUGUAUGGAAUUAAAGAAUCCACAUCUAUUGGCACUAAGAAAUAUCUUAGUUUGUUACAACCUUUAUAAUCCGGAUCUUGGUUACGUGCAGGGCAUGGCUGACUUAUUAUCUCCCAUUUACUAUAUCGUGAGAGAUGAAGCUUUAUCAUUCUGGUGUUUUGUAAAUUUUAUGGACCGAAUGGAGAGGAACUUUUUAAGAGAUCAAUCCGGAAUACGAGAUCAAAUGAUUGCAUUGACAGAACUUUGUCAGCUGUUACUCCCCAAUCUCAGCGAGCACUUGAAUAAGUGUGAUUCCUCAAAUCUUUUUUUCUGUUUCCGAAUGCUACUUGUCUGGUUUAAGAGAGAAUUCGAAUUUAACGAAGUUUGCUCAAUUUGGGAAAUUUUCCUUACUGACUUUUAUUCCUCUCAGUUUCAGUUAUUUUUCAUGUUAGCCAUAUUGCAAAAGAACAGUCAGCCAGUAAUUCAAAAUUUGAACCAAUUCGAUCAAGUCCUAGAAUACUUCAAUGGACUACAUGGUACGAUGGACUGGAAUGAUUUGAUGACUAGAAGUGAACUUUUAUUUAUUCGCUUUAGGAAAGUUAUGAAUGUAAUGGAUAAGAAAAAAGAGUUGAAUGAAGAAAUUCCUAACUCCACUGGCACUCAGUCUUCCGGAAUUGAACUUCACGAACUUGAUGAAAAUGGCAAUGAGGAAUUAGUACAGUUACCAUCUACGAGUACAUAUUUGAGAAGCCUUUUGUCUAAGAAUAUCGUGAUUCAAAGGGAGGGACCAAGAACAAAAAAUUCUAUCAGAUAG